Molecule: messenger RNA, 1296 nt
Organism: Akanthomyces muscarius
Lineage: Eukaryota; Fungi; Ascomycota; Sordariomycetes; Hypocreales; Cordycipitaceae
Exons: 2
Coding region: 1-1296 (431 amino acids)
Biological process (GO): mitochondrion organization
Cellular component (GO): SAM complex
Source: RefSeq, a predicted model, not a curated record
AUGCUGAAGCUGCAUGUCUGGGGCCCAGUCUUUGGGGUCCCCUCCAUUGACGCCGAGUGCAUCGCUGCCAUCACAUACCUCCACAACGCCGUGUCUGAUGGUGUUCAGUUCUGCAUCGUUCCCAGUAACGACGCCUCCGUUAGUCCAUCGAACCUGCUUCCCGCCUUGAAUCAUGACGGGGUGUGGACGAGCGGUUACCGCGCGAUUGUGAGAUACCUCGUCUCGAAUUCGCUCGCCGCGGACCGCGACGCCGAGCUGACUGCCGUGCAACGCGCCGAUGUCGCCGCCUUUAGCGCCUACCUCGGCGUCCAUGCCUCGGCCUUGCUCGACCUCUCCCUCUACGUGUCGGCGGCCAACUGGUCCGCCACGACGCGGCCUGCGUACUCGUCGCUGCUCAGCUUCCCCCUGACCUGGACCGUGCCCCCGCUGAUUCGCGCCGAGGCCAUCCAGCGCGUCGAGCAUCUCGGCCUCGCGGAGCUCGACACCGACUUUGACCCUCAUGGCGGCCUGCAUCUGACCGCUGGCAGGGAUGCCCUGCCGGAGACGUUCCGCAAGCAUUUACCAGGGACCUCCAAACACAAAAACACUGUCAAGGAGGAAAUGACCCCCGAGCAAGCAGUUGCCAUUCGACUUUUCAGCUUGACUGAAGACUGCUUGGGAACACUGGAAACCCUUCUGUCGAAAGAGCAAAAACGGCCGCGCUUCUUCCCCGGGCAAUACUUGACAUCUUUAGACUGUCUGGCGUUUGGCUAUCUUGCCUUGAUGCUGAAGGCACCUGUGCCGCGAGCGUUCCUCAGGGAUUGGAUGACAGAACACGCGCCACAUAUCACGGGUUUCGUUGACGAUAUACUGGCCAACCAUAGCCCCUCAGCAGGCAGGUUGCCCUGGGUUGCUUCACCUCAGCGCGGCUAUCUAUCUGCCACUGGCAGGGUGCUCGACUCCAUUAUCCGGCACACACCUGUCCUUGGCGGGCAUUACGCCAGUGAGGUUCGUCGCCGCUGCGAAGAGAAGACUGUCGGUGUCGACCAGCGGGCUGCGUCGCUAUUGGCUGGGCUGCUCUUCACCGGGGCUACGUUUGGCUAUCUAGCGUAUUGGUACCGCAAUCUUGCGGCGUUUGGCGCCCGCUCACAGAGUUGGCGCUCACACCGACCGGGUAGCUCUCGUCUCAGUCAGUUUGGUGAGCUGGGUUCCAUGCUUGACAGCGUCCUUGGCCCUGUUCAGCCUGCUGCGAGCCCCAUGGCCGCCGGUGCGGGGACAGGCGGCCGCAUCGUCGACAUCGACUCUGAGAUUGACUGA